AUGGGAAAGCUCCAUUAUUUCCUGGGAAUUCAGGUGAUCAGGACUAGUGAUGGAGGACUACUAAUGACUCAAAGCAAGUAUGUAAAAGAUCUCCUUGCAAAAGCAGGCAUGAGUGGCUGCAAGUCAUGUUCAACACCACUCCCAUCAUCCUUGAAAAUUCAAGCCACUGGAGGACCAGAAUUUGAAAAUCCUCACCUAUAUCGAUCAGUGGUAGGAAGCCUACAGAUACUGCGUUAUGUAAGUGGAUCUGCAACUUUUGGUCUCAAACUUCACAAAGAUCCCUCCAUGAAGCUAACAGCCUACUGUGACUCAGACUGGGCUGGUGACCCCAGUGACAGAAAAUCAAUUAGAGGCUUCUGUGUGUAUAUGGGAAGAAACCUGGUCUCCUGGCAAUCAAAGAAACAAGGAGUAGUAGCCAGAUCAAGUACAGAGGCAGAGUACAGAGCUUUGGCUGAUCUAGUAGCAGAGCUGGUUUGGAUCAAAAGUCUACUAGGAGAGUUGAAAUGGCCUGUUCAUGAAGCCCCUAUGGCCUAUUGCGACAACCAGAGUGAUGUCCUUCUAGCAGCGAAUCCCAUCUUGCACUCAAAGGCAAAGCACUUCGAAAUCGAUCUGCAUUUUGUCAGGGAUCAUGUUACAAGCAAAACAGUGCAGGUGAGCCAUGUUCCCAGCACAGUCCAAAUCGCAGAUACCCUCACAAAAGCCCUUCCCUCCUCAGCCUUCCUUGAUCUCAGGAACAAACUCAACGUGCAGAAUUUGCCAAAUUCUGCACCUCUGAGUUUGAGGGGGCAUGACACAAGGAAUGGUGAUGAAGACACGUGA
This is a messenger RNA of Arachis ipaensis, 819 nucleotides long. The record is from RefSeq and is a predicted model, not a curated record. NCBI's taxonomy places the organism in Eukaryota, Viridiplantae, Streptophyta, Magnoliopsida, Fabales, Fabaceae.